Canis lupus familiaris (dog) is the source of this 1698-nucleotide messenger RNA. Its product is annotated as protein Ycf2-like. NCBI's taxonomy places the organism in Eukaryota, Metazoa, Chordata, Mammalia, Carnivora, Canidae. The transcript is spliced from 2 exons. The record is from RefSeq and is a predicted model, not a curated record. Bases 74 to 1252 code for a protein of 392 amino acids.
UAGUGGACCAGGGACUAGGGUGAGGGUUAAUGUCUGGGAGAAGGCGGUUCCGUUAGAAUUUUCGCUCCGGGGCAUGCGAGACCCGCGGGGUAAGCCGCACAGAGCCGUGAAGAGACGCGGCAAGGCCGGCGGCCAGGGCGCCCCAUGCCAGGCCCGGGUCCACGGGCGGUGGUACCUGGAGCCAAGAAGCAGAGGGGCGCAGAUGCUGCGAGAAAAACUGUGGGUGCCCUGGAACGGGCUCAUUGUGAUCGGGAAGAGAAUGGAGCUCCUGGGUAGAAAUACACAAAAGCCCAGAAUGUGGGACCCAAAGCUUGACUCUGAGGACUGGGGUCUGGAAGAUGUGGAAAAGACGGUCUUGAAAGCGAAGUUAGGCCAGAAUCAGGAAAGGAUGGAUGUGAAGCUACUGCACAGUGUAGCAAGUGCAUUACAGGCUUCAGCAGGUUUGCGGAAAAGUACCGCAAAGGAGUUGUGGGGAAAGGAAGACGUUAGAGGCAAAAUAGACGAUGAAUCUGAGAUAGCAGGGACUACCGAAGGGUCUAGGAGGGGGUCUGGGUUUAAAGAGAAGUUGAAGUUUACUGGGGUGGGGACCAAAGGAGGGGACUUGAGAUCCAGACCACAUACACUCCCACAGAAUGAGGAGAUGCUGAGGUCCAGUGGAGAGAAGCUGAGUCGAGAGAAGCUGAGGUCAAGUGGAGAGAAGCUGAGGUCAAGUGGAGAGAUGCUGAGGUCAAGUGGAGAGAAGCUUAGGUCAAGUGGAGAGAAGCUGAGGUCAAGUAGAGAGAAGCUGAGGUCAAGUGGAGAGAAACUGAGGUCAAAUGGAGAGAAGCUGAGUGGAGAGAAGCUGAGAUCAAGUGGUGAGAAGCUGAGUCUGAGUGAAGAGAUCCUGAGGUCAAGUGGAGAGAAGCAGGGAUCCAGGGGAGAGAAGCUGGAAAGUAGUGGAAACGAUUUGAGAUCCACUGGAGAUCAACUGCAGUCAAGUGUGGAGAAGCUGGAGGAUUCAGGGAUGGGAAGCAUAAAUGAAGAGACAGAUGAGAGAGUAGUAGAAGUUGCUGGUGAUGAAAAAUUGAUUAAAGUUACUGAUGCAGAGAUGGAAAUUCCUUUGGAAAGGGUGGAAGGGAGUGAUGAAGAGCUAGAAGGGACCAAGGGGGCAGUGGUGGUUGAGGAGGAUGUCUUGGGUGGAGUGAAUGAUACAGCUGAUGAAUCUGUUUCUAUGGAAGAGAGAGAGGUUAUAGAUGAAGGUGAUAGUGAAUGAGUUAGAUGAAAGAUUGAAGCUAAGGAAGAAAAGAGAGGCAGAUAGAGGAAGUGUUGUAAAUCAAGGAGGAGAAAUUAGAGCCAAACAGAGAAUUAGGGCCCUGAAUAAGUAAAUAUAAGAGAGGAAAGGAGAACAUGGGAAUGAAGAACUUUUCAGGAUGAAGGUGGAGGCUAGGACCAAAGGAAAUGAAGAAGAGUGAGAGAGAAAUGAAAACAUUUUGAGGAGAAUGAAAAGAUCUGAUAAUGUGUUGCUACGUCAAGGAAAGGUAGAGAUUAUUUUGGAGAAGAGCUGUGACUGAAGGGCUUGUUUUGAAAUAUUUGAGAAAUGGGUUUGGGAGGGGCUAGAGGAUUUAGUUUAAAAAGUGUGAUUGGAAAAAAAAAACAAAAAACAAAACAAAAGAAAAGUGUGAUUGGGUUUAUAAGAUAGAGAAAAUAUAGUGAGAAAAA